CUCUCUCUCUCUCUCUCUCUCUCUCUCUCCAACCAUUUACCCAACAGCAAACACCAAAUCCAACCCGCAAACCACACCCGCCCUCCGAUUUGCGCUCAUCAAUCUACUCUCAAAAAUGGGCGACAAACUGACUCAACUCCAAGAGUCCAUGGAUCAAGUCUGUCCUCCGCCUCCCUCCCUCCCCCCCUCCCAACCAUCACUAACCUCCCCCUCCCACAGCUCCUCACCCAAUUCAUAGCAGCCCUCUACUACAACGAACGCCACCACGACCUCCAAAAAUUCUCCCCCAACGACAAAAUCCCCGAACUCAAACAAGACCAGCCCCCCGAGGUUGAUACCCUCGACCCUGAACAAUUCAAGGCUGGGCAGCUCGAGCUCGCUAGAGAUCUCAUCACGAAGGAGCAGCAGAUCGAGUAUUUGAUCUCGACGUUGCCGGGUUUAGAUAAUAGUGAAAGAGACCAGUUGCAGAUGAUACGGGAGUUGGAGGAGGAGCUGGGGGCGGCGGAGCAGCAGAGGCAGGAGGCGUUGAGGGAGCGGGAUGAGGUUUUGAAGAGGUUGGAUGGGUUGGUUAGGCUGAUUAGGAGGCACUGA
Molecule: messenger RNA, 591 nt
Organism: Podospora anserina S mat+
Lineage: Eukaryota; Fungi; Ascomycota; Sordariomycetes; Sordariales; Podosporaceae
Exons: 1
Biological process (GO): regulation of transcription by RNA polymerase II
Cellular component (GO): mediator complex
Molecular function (GO): transcription coregulator activity
Source: RefSeq, a predicted model, not a curated record